GCCCGAACAACCCUGCAAAUCAGUGUUAAUGGCUCAUAAGUACAGACCAAGCUGAUAUUUUAUUGAAAGAAAAGCCUUGCAGAGAUGCCAAGAGAGAAUACUAGUGGAACAGAAGAGCCUGUGUUAAGGGAGAACAAGGGCAGGACACAAAACUCUCAGUGCAACUCCUUACGCAGAGCUGUAGCCACUGCAGUGACCUUUGAUGGAGAGGUGACUACAGACAGAAGGAAGAAGAGAAAGAAAGAACCCCGCCCAGAAUCAAUAAUCGUGUAUCGGUCAGGAAAUGAAAACAAGGUGGAAGAAGAACAGGUGGAUGAAGAGGGGGGUGAGAAAAGUUCAGAGGAAGGCUCCAAGUUCUUGGGACAGUCUAUAGGAGAUGGUUCUUGGACUAUGCCCUUAGAUAGCAGAUAUGUUACAUUAACUGGAACCAUCACAAGAGGAAAGAAAAAAGGCCAGAUGGUGGACAUUCAUGUUACACUAACUGAUAAAGAGCUGCAGGAGCUGGCUAAGUCGAAAGAGCCUCCCAAAACUGAAAUUCCUGAAGGAAAAAAUAUUUGUGGGCUGGCUAAGGGCCCCCAUGUCCUUCUCUGGAGCCUUGCCUGCCUUCCUGUCAUUUUCAUUAUGUCCUUUGUGGUUUCUUUUUACUAUGGGACCAUCACCUGGUACAAUGUCUUCUUAGUGUACAAUGAAGAGAGGACCUUCUGGCACAAGAUCACCUUCUGUCCCUUUCUAAUCAUCUUCUACCCCAUCAUAAUUAUGGUCGUUUCUUGCUCCCUGGGCCUUUACACAGCGGUGACUCAGAUCUCAUGGGCCUUUGGGGAUUGGUGGCAUGCUGUGAGAGACAUGGAAAAAGGGUUCUGUGGCUGGCUGUGUAGCAAGAUGGGCUUAGAAGACUGUUCUCCAUACAGCAUUGUUGAGCUGUUAGAUUCUGACAAUGUCUCAGGUAGUCUAUCCGCUAAAGGCUCAGUGCAAGAAGAGGUUUCAGCUGUCUGAGCCUUUGUUCCAAAGACUCUGG
Euleptes europaea (tarantolino) is the source of this 1015-nucleotide messenger RNA. It is a transcript of the gene TMEM169, whose product is annotated as transmembrane protein 169. The coding region runs from base 85 to 993 and encodes 302 amino acids. Lineage: Eukaryota; Metazoa; Chordata; Lepidosauria; Squamata; Sphaerodactylidae. The transcript is spliced from 2 exons. The record is from RefSeq and is a predicted model, not a curated record.